Penicillium salamii is the source of this 1689-nucleotide messenger RNA. NCBI's taxonomy places the organism in Eukaryota, Fungi, Ascomycota, Eurotiomycetes, Eurotiales, Aspergillaceae. The record is from the annotation of a GenBank genome assembly.
AUGGAGAGUACGAGUAUUACGGGAGAGAGCUUGGCUCGACCAGAUAUGAACGACGUCCCGGAGUCUGCUUCCGGGUCAUCUGUGACCCAGAGAAAACGACUCUCCUUACCUCCCCGUGCGAAUCCAACCACCCGCCAUGCGAAACGCCUCACCUUGAACUUUCCUAUCAACCUCAACCUCAACGAGACUGAGUCGGGGACCUCACCUGCCUCCGCAACCACAGCUACACAGUCCUCCACCGGCCCUCCCUCCGCGCAACCUCCCGGCACACCUAUGUCAUUUGAUGUCCCAGACGAUGGUUACGACUUCCUGCGGGCUAUUGCCUCGCAGGAGCGAAAGGUCAUGGAGCUACGCGAAGAGCUAAAUCGCGCAGAAGCAGAGCUGGUCACAAUCAAGAAGCAGUGGGCAUUAUCCGAGAAGUCCAGGAAACGCGCCGAGAUCAAUCACGCAGAGCCGAUGAUGGCUCUUCGGUCUCCCGAUGCCUCAACAUCCGAAACAUUCUCGGCCCACCACCGGGAACAAAGUAUGACCUCGGUUGGGAGCUCGACUGUAUCGCAAGAACGGGCCAGUCGGGAACUCGGUCGGCGGACAAGUAUCCGUGCUCCUCCUGCUCCAGGGACCAAGAUUGGCACCAAUGGUCGUCGGGUCUUCCAGGGUGGACAUACUCGCACCUUGUCGCUUUUGUCCCCAGUCACGGCUUCAAGUGCCUUUGUCGGGGAGCCAGGUCCCUCGGAGACCGAUCGCGUAGGCCGCACUCCACGAUCUGCUACACUGCCAUCUGUCGAGCGUGAUCAUGCCGCUAUUGCCCGGAUGGACGAGAGCCAGGUUCCAGAGCAUCUACUUGCGCAGUGGCACAAGACUCUGCCUCCUCCCUCGCGGGAGGCUCUCAUGCGGACGGGCAAACAGAUGGCAUCUGAUCUACGGGAGGGACUUUGGACAUUCUUGGAAGACAUUCGACAGGCCACGGUGGGAGAGGAAGGAAUCAACGGAACUCAAACACGAACAAUGUCACCAUCAAACUCACUAGCACCACCAAACGGUCAGAACGGUCGUAAGCGGGAUUCCCUGGCGAAGUCCCGGAGCCGAGAACGGUUAUUGGCGGACGGCAAGCUAUCACGAUCAUCGUCGUCAUCAUCUUCACGGGGGAGAGGGCCAGCGGCCGAGACAAAAACUGGUAAAGACACCAAGCCGGCGGAAAUUUCCACAUCUUUCUGGAGCGAAUUCGGCAUUGAUACACCAGCUCAGAAGUCUCCAAACGCCCCUCGCACCCCCAAUCAAUCCGCCAGCCGAAGCGAGGCGACCGACGAACAGCGCGAUCGCCACUCCAGCAAUCAAGCCGAACCGCAGAAUGACGAUCUCGACGACUGGGGUAGCUGGGAGACGCCCCUAUCCGCACACAAGAUGCACACACCCUCGUCGAGCCGAUCAACAGUUGAAUCGAAACAUGAUCAUUCGCCCACCACGCAGAGCAGCAGCCCGCGAACCAGCGCUAGUUUUGGCGACUGGAACCCGGAUUCCACCUCGCUUGACCCUAGUGUCUCCGAGGGCAUUCCUUGGCCUGCUAUCACCAAGUUGGCUCCCUCAAAGCUUCAACGUACCGCUUCCAACUUGAUGGCUGAGUGGGAGCGCUCCUUGUCUCCUUCUCCAGAACGGGUUUCUUUAACUCGCAAGGACAGCAAGAAGGAUUAA